GGUUGGCUGCGGCCUGAUGGAUGCUCGAGGGCGGAGUGAACUCAGAAUUCUCAGUGUGUUCUGCCGGAGCCCAAGUACAGAGACCAUAUUUACAGGUCCAUGUGACAGCUAUGAGUGGACUUUUAAAGGGGACGCUUGAAGAAGCUGACAGCGCCUCACUCUGCUCCUCUGUGCGGGAAUCAGAUGAUGAUGUUUUUAGCUGUGACAGUGCUGAGAGUCUUGAUAGUGUCAGUUUGUCCACACCUGAUCAUUUACCCAUGCAUCUGGAAGGAUAAUUUUGUUUCAUUCUUCCUCAUGGUAUAUGUCCCCCACAUCUCUAAUGGAAUGGGUCUAGAGGGGGCAGAAUUGAAUCGGAGAAAAAAAUAAGAAGAUAUCAACAGACUGAAAAAGUAUUUUCAGAAGCAUAGACUUUACAAAAGAUCCUGCAGUUCAUGAGGCCACAAGUGUCCAAAACCCCACAGCAAUCUCAUUCAGUAACCCGGUGAGAAACUGGCCUUCCAUUCCAGCACAAAAGCUCCCCCUCCGUCAGUAAGGUACAUGCGACGACGAGGCUGCAGCUAUGAGUGGAAUUUUAAAGAGGAAGUUUGAAGAUGUUGACGCCUCCUCACCCUGCUCCUCUGUCCGGGAGUCAGAUGAUGAAGUCUCCAGCAGUGAGAGCGCUGACAGCGGGGAUAGUGUCAAUCCAUCCACCUCUAAUCACUUCACCCCUUCCUCCAUCCUUAAAAGAGAGAAGCGGCUGAGGACGAAGAAUGUGCACUUCAGUUGCGUCACCGUGUACUACUUCACCAGGAGGCAGGGCUUCACCAGUGUGCCCAGCCAGGGGGGCAGCACCCUGGGCAUGUCCAGCCGCCACAACAGUGUGCGCCAGUACACCCUGGGCGAGUUCGCAAGGGAGCAGGAACGGCUGCACCGGGAGAUGCUGAGAGAACACCUCAGGGAGGAGAAGCUCAACUCUCUAAAGCUAAAGAUGACUAAGAAUGGCACAGUAGAAUCGGAAGAAGCUAGCACUCUGACGGUGGAUGACAUUUCCGAUGAUGACAUUGAUUUAGACAACACAGAAGUAGAUGAAUACUUCUUCCUACAACCCCUGCCCACAAAAAAACGGAGAGCCCUGCUGCGUGCCUCUGGUGUGAAGAAGAUUGAUGUGGAAGAAAAACAUGAGCUGCGAGCCAUCCGCCUGUCUCGGGAGGACUGUGGCUGUGACUGCAGAGUGUUCUGCGACCCAGAAACAUGUACCUGCAGCCUGGCAGGCAUUAAGUGUCAGGUGGAUCGUAUGUCUUUCCCAUGUGGCUGCACUAAAGAAGGCUGUAGUAACACAGCAGGUAGAAUUGAAUUUAAUCCUAUCCGUGUCCGGACUCAUUUUUUGCACACAAUAAUGAAACUUGAACUCGAGAAAAACCGAGAGCAGCAAAUCCCCACGCUGAACGGCUGCCAUGGUGAGAUAAGCGGCCACAGUACUUCCAUGGGUCCCGUCUCUCACUCUGUAGAAUAUUCCAUCGCAGACAAUUUUGAGAUUGAAACCGAACCGCAGGCCGCAGUGCUGCACCUGCAGGAGGAAUUAGAUUGCCAAGGAGAGGAGGAGGAAGAGGAGGAAGAUGGAAGCAGUUUCUGCAGCGGAGUCACUGACUCGAGCACACAAAGCCUGGCCCCCAGCGAGUCAGAUGAGGAGGAAGAGGAAGAGGAGGAGGAAGAGGAAGAGGAGGAGGAGGAUGACGAUGACGACAAGGGGGAAGGCUUUGUAGAAGGGCUUGGAGCCCAUGCUGAAGUCGUCCCUCUUCCUUCUGUUCUCUGUUACUCUGAUGGCACCGCCGUUCACGAAAGCCACACAAAAAACGCUUCGUUUUACGCUAGCUCUUCAACUCUGUACUACCAAAUUGAUAGCCACAUCCCAGGAACUCCUAGCCAGAUCUCUGACAACUAUCCUGAAAGAGAUACUGUCAAAAAUGGUGCCCUUUCGCUGGUGCCUUACACCAUGACCCCAGAGCGAUUUGUUGACUAUGCCAGACAAGCAGAGGAGGCCUACGGGGCCUCCCACUACCCAGCUGCCAACCCUUCCGUCAUUGUCUGCUGCCCCACUUCUGAAAACGAUAGCGGGGUGUCCUGUAACACCUUAUACCCUGAACACAGGCCCAAUCUUCCCCAAGUGGAAUUUCACUCCUACUUGAAAGGCCCUCCCCAGGAAGGGUUUGUCUCCACGUUGAAUGGCAACAGCCACGUUUCAGAGCAUCCUGCAGAAAAUUCUCUGAGCCUUGCAGAAAAGAGCCGAUUGCACGAGGAGUGCAUCAAAUCCCCCGUGGUGGAGACCGUCCCUGUUUAGUUGCUCAAAUUAGUCUAUUAUAGGACCAAGUCUUCUUCUAUUUAAGACACUAUUGCGUUUGCUGGGCUCAUCAUUCUUUAGCCUGAAGACCAAGAAAGUGUGGCCUGUGAUUAAUCUUCCAGACAGUGUUUCUUUCCCUUCUUUCUAGCUUCCCAACUGUGGUGUGGCACAAAUAAAAUACAGUCGCUGUGGGGAUUUUAAACGAUUUUGAACUGUUUUGAUAGAAAAUGCUAAAUUUUACAAAAAAAUGCAUAUCUCACAGUUGCCUACCUGUCAAACUGUGUGAAACCUGCCAAGCUAUGCAGAUCAUAGCUCCAAGUUUUAGGUUAUCGGGCCUGUGCAAGAUUGUUAACUAAGCCUAGAAAAUAACCAGAUUUAGAGUCCUAAUUUUCGAUAUAUCUGAAGAUGAUGGUGACUUUUUAAUGUAAAAGUAAUUAUUGUAAGAAAAAGAUUGAAUCGUUUCUUGUGUAUUUUAUUUAUGGUAGUUUAGAAGUCCUGCUUUGAUGAAAAUGAACAGCAUGUUCAUUGAAGCUGCGGUUGCAUUAGCUAGCAAUACAGAGCAUGCCCAGGAGGAUCGCACCUGGAACCCGCCCACAUUUUUAUGAUCUUGAUUAAGCAGAUUUGCAAAUACUUUCUUAAGGACGACAUAGGCCUAUUUUUGCUAUUUGGGACAAAUAAGUCUAUAUGUGCAGGUCCUUAACGCAGUUUUCUCUGAAGUUAAGAGUUAGGACAAUCCUCUGGUGAGGGUCCAGUUCACUGCCCUCCCUCCGCUGAGAAAGAUGGAAUUGCCUUUCUUUUAAACAGUGUCAUCAUGUUUUUCAGCUUAGCCAGCACCUUUAAACUCCACCCCCUCCAUCAAAAUGCACUUUAGUGCCCCUUCAUGGUACCUCGUGUGGGGUGGGGUCUCAGUACACUUUCAAAUCAAGGUUUGUUUGUUUUUUUAUUAUAAAAAAAAGUUAACCAGUGUAAGGUUCAUACAAUAAAGAUAAUAGGGGAUACUUUCAAUGGUAUGAAGGAAAAUGACUUGUUUUCCUUCACCAUUCUGAGGACCUAACUCAGUAACAUAGAGGAGGCUGGGAAGGAAAACAGAAGAGCACAGCCUCAGAAAUCAAUCUGUUCUACACGGCGAUCAACCCAUCUCUACAAAAGCAGAUACGUGCCAUAAGAUUUCCACUUAGUGACUAGCUGAUUGAAGGCAGACCUGGACUCACAUACGCAUGAGGCCUUACUUUUCCGAAGCGUUUAUAUUGGUCUUACCUAGGACAGUGAGCACCACAGUCCAGAAUGCAUUGCAAAGGCGCUCACUUCACGUUCUCUUAGUAAAGGGAGUGCAUGGAAAGGAAACUUCCACUGUCUGCCUCUGGCUUGCCUACUUGGUGCCCAGGAGGACUCCGAGCAACCCCUUUUUCUGUAAGCUUAAGUAACUAUAAGGAUGAGUGCUAUGGUUUCCCCCGUGCAAUGAUUAGGCUGAAUCCAUUUCCCAGUCUUGACAUUCUAUUGUUACAUCAUUUCACAAGUUUUAUGACUAUUUAAAAUGUAGACACACCCUGCUAUGUAGCAACUGCAUCCCUCAUGUUUUUUAUGCCUCCUGGACCUGGGCAUUAAUCUUACAGAUUUUAGUUCCUUACAACAUACUGUCUUAUUUGAUCAGACUCCAAUGUGCUUAGAGUCCUCCAGUGAGGAGGAGUCUGUAUUUAAGCUCAAUGUGGGGAAAGUGUGUUUGCUUGUAGAAUUGGUUCCUACCCAUCUCUACACCACCUCAAGGCCAAAUCAACACUAAUUAUUAUUAGCAUGAAAAGCACUUUGAGUUUGUCAUGCUCUAGAGAGCAUCAGUGGGGUGUAGACCAGCUUCUUUUGGUUGAUUGGCGGGACUAAUCUGAUGGAAGUGUGCUCUGACUAUGGUAGUGUGACCAGAGUUAUCUGCAGUGUUGCCCUUUGUAGUGUUUGAUCUCCAGUUUCCCUGACCCCUGCCUACACAAUCUGAAGAGCAGGGACUCAAAGAGAAAAUGACAAUAGGCUAUUGUUCCUUCAUUCAAGCAAAUGGAAAAUUUUCACUAUUGCUGGGCCAUUCCAACCUCUGGGAGUAUUGACUGGUAAGGCAGCCUCAGGCUAUUCUUAUGACAGAGUGUGGGGAGGCACAGGGAAACCCUAACUAGGAUAGAGUUGAAGGGGGUAAUGAUAGUCCAGUUCCUGAACCCUUAGAUAUGUUCAUUUCAGUCCAACUUUAUGUUACAAGGCUUAAACCCUGCCUUUUUGUGUUUGACUGGGUUUCUCUUUUGCAGCUUUAUUUUUCCCAGAAGGACACUUCAAAAACAGAGCUUCCUUCCUCUCUGUAUUCAGUUGGGGUGGAAAGUCUCACUCUGCUAAGGAUAAUUACCUUUCUGAACGUGAAAGCAACCAUUCCAAUUCUUCACAUACCAAAGUAAGGCACAGGCAUUUCUCACAAAUCAUAAUAGGUACAGGCUACCUAUUUUAACAACAACAACCUACAUACUUUAUCUGUUAUACACACACAAAUACAGAAUACACAUGUACACAUAACCUAGACUGCGACAGAUUUUAGGCAAUAGUUAGUAAUGAGUACUGGAUAGUUAGUUCUUCCAGUACAAUCAGGCUGUGUCUUAUCUAAAAAUAUAGAAGAAAAUUUUGACAGCACUUGAUAGACAAUACUGGGUUAAAGUUACAAAUAGUGAUAAUGAGGAAUAAUCUCUUUUAUCUUCCUUGCCCGGUAAAAACUGAGAACACAAUGAUUCCUCUGUAUUUUUCUUUCCGUUAAUAGACCUAUUCAAUAAAAAUCUGCCCACAUGCAAGGCAAGUGCUACAGUGAUUUCUGGUUUUCAAAGGGAGGGAUGUAGUUGGAUGCAGCCAGGUUGAGACACUUUGCGCCUUUGCACCAAGGCACAAUGAUACGACCUGCAGUUAUUGCCUUGCUUCUAUAGUAUAUCUAACCAAUUUGAGUCUUUCUGUGUGCACAGCUCCCAAGUCUUGCACUGUCAAAGGCAAGGCCCCAGUGCUCCAGUCCCUAUUGUUUUAAAGAUUUGAUUCCCAGCUAUACUGGCCAAACUGAUUUGCAAGUCAAGUGGUCUGAUCAGCCUCAUCUCCUUUAUCUAUUUUUUUAAUUUCAUUGGUAAAAAGAAAUCAAAGACCAUUUUAAGUCUCCCCGAAGCCCCACCCACCAUGUAUUGACCAUUAACUGUUAAAAUCCAAUUGUCUCUUUUCUUUUAGUAGAUUGAAUAAUAUACUUCUUAGAUACAGUUUUUGUGGAGAAAUUAUGGUUUUCUCAUCAUGUCAUGCCAACCACAUAUAAAAAUCCAACAUUCUCCCUGGAGUGAUGAAAUCUGUAUAAUCACAUGACCCAGCGGUCUCCUCUGGUGUGCUCCUACAAAGCAGUACCAGUUAUAGAAACCUGCCACAUUUCUCAAGAUGGGCAGAGGUUAUGCUGAUUCCAUUCUAGGCAAAUUUUGAUUUAGUUUUCAUUAAACAACAAUGCAAUUUAUUUCCUAAUUGAUAUCUCACUUUUUAACUGUUACCUUUUACAAGCUCUUAAUAACUUAGUGUUGAUCUUUAGAAUAUAUUAAAUAUCCAUUUUUCUUUUAACAAAUGUUUAUUGGGCACCUCCUAUGUUAUAACAGCUGGCGUGGUAGCAAAAUGAGCAGGGGAACUGUGUAUUUGGCAGGAUGAGGAUAAUGGGCAGGUGGCAUGAGAUGGCCAAGCCAGGUCAGAUCCAUUUACAUAGAAUCCAGUGCCCUGUUGGAAACACUGUCAUCAAUUCUUCUCAUUCCACACAAACUGCUUCUAAAAGGAGAUGGUUUUCCCUAAAUUAAUGGAACUUACCGCAUUCCCCUGAAACUUAGGAAAUAAAUUUGGAUUCAGAGAAAAGGUGUUCAUUGAGCUGUUUCUUGGUUGCAGAGCUAUCUAAGAAAAUGUCAUAUGCAUGCCACUAAACUCCCACCAGUUUUGAUGAAUACAGAACCCAGCAAUGUGGGACAUGACCGUCUUACUCAUUUUACAAACAGACUUUUAAAAUGGUGGACCCCUGCACCAAAGGUAUCGCCAGAAGCAGCUAGACAAUGAGAAGGGUCGUUAGUGACCCCUCCUUUCAGCUGUAGUUACAAUCCAGUGACAGUUUAGAGUCAUUAUAGUUGACAAAUAAGAUGACAAGUGUAAAUGGAAGACACCAUUAUGCUUUCAAGGUCAAAAUGACCAUAACUUGAAAUUGUAACUAUUUGUCGUAUUGUUGCCAUGACCGACACUCAAAGUGCAAAGUUCGAUCACUUCUACUCCUAUUACAAAAUUGAAAUUUCUUACUUUAUCCUUUUCCAAGAACUGUGAACUUUUGUUGGAGUCACUUAAAUGUCACAGCUUUGCACCAACAGUUCAGCUCAUUGGAUAUUUUUGGUAGUGUGACAGACUUUAAUUGACUGAAGAACCACAAUUUGAGAACUCACUAAAACUGUAAAAGGGACAGGAUAGGGGUUCAGAUGGGAUGUGAGUUUGGAACUGAUAGCAUCUGCUAAUAACUAUGACUAUGUCUCAACAGAGUUGGGCCGGGGGUGAGCGCACUGAAGGUUCAUAAAUAAAAGGCACUCCAAAACCAAGAAAGUCACUUUUGAAUUGGCUGAACCUGAAGCCCAGCUGGUAUUCGCAUUUGCGGGCCAACGUGCAAAGCAGUUAUGUUCAUUCUCUAUCACGUAAGAACACAGACUUCCAGCAAUCUAAAACGUCUUUAAACACACACAUACACGCACCAAAUGCUAAAUGACUAAGCAACUAGCGUUGUUGAGAAAAGGAAUUUAGAACGAGAAUUCUAAAUUGUUUAACAAAUGUGACUCUGAAACAGUCAUGUGUAAGUUUCGCCUCAGUUCCUCUCACACCAGUAUUCCUCAAGCAAGACCGUGAGACCCAGUGUCUUCUAAACAACAUGGCUGUCUUUCUCUUUCGUUGCUCAUCAGAAACUUAAACCGGAAACCUUAGUACUGCCUGGGUUUUCUGGUGGUCAGUAAUAGGGCUCAUCUAACUGUAAGCUCUUGCCUGCUGUGGGGGUUUCCACUCUGAGUGGUAAAUUAGAUAGAACGAGAAUUGGGAGAGUAGGAAUCACCUCCAGAGGCUAAACUGGAUGCCUUUCCAGGAUGCUGUUUAUAAGAAAAGUGUUUUAAUGCCCUUAACAUAGAAGCUGGAUCUUUAGUGCAAGCAGACAUUUGUUACGCAUGGGAAAAGAAAUCACUCCAAAGAUUUAUGUCCUGCUGCUUACUGUUUUCUUUCCUCACCACUAGUCUUUCACUAUGCAGGCCUCUUGCUUUGUAUCUGACCCUUCAUGCUUGCUUACAUUUCAAGAAAAGACAACUCUAUUGUUAUUUUAUUUCAUCUUUCACAAAGGCUGGUGGGACCAGCCUUCUGAAGGAGGUUGAUGAUCGAUGUUAUUUUAGACAGCAUUUGUGCUCAGUGGGCUUGCUGGAAUUCCUGACUAUCUUUUUAACAUACUGAUAGCAAAGUCAGUUCAAAUUAUAGUUUUUGUCACAAGUGAAAGGUUGUCUAAGUAUUUUAAGGGUAAUGCAUAUUGAUUAGAAAGGACUAUAAGGAGAUAAAUUAGGUAGAAAUCAGCCUUGCUUUUGUCAAAAUUGAUUUACGUGACUUUAUUGAUUUUUUAGUUGUAGCGUUAAAACAGCUUCAUAGUUAAAUGUCUUAUUUCUCUAUAAUUCUUUUCCAAUUUUUUCAUCUGGCUUGGAAUGAGCCUAAAGUUAUUUAUUAAUAUAAAGAAAAUUGAAAUUUAAGGUGUCUCUUUAAAAAUUAUCUACCUAUACCAUGUCUUACAGCACACAAAAUCAAAUUCUCACCCUCUUGUCUGGGUCAUGUGCCCCUAAAGUAGUUUGAUUUUCAUCCCUGUAUUGAAGAAAUAUCAAGAGGAAAUUUAUAGCACAUUUUACCCAAUAUGGCUUUGUCCUCAUUUUUAUGCUGGUCACCAAUUUUUCUCCCUUUUCUUAUAAAUGCCAUCAGUAUUCAAAACAAAUUCAAAGAAAUAUAUAAAUUAUAAAGUUUAUUUAAAUAUGAAGAAGAGAAAGUACUCAUUUUUAAGUGAAUUCCCCUAAAGAGGAAAAUAAAAUCUAAAGCUAGGGAAUAAAUUGUUGCCCUUAAAAAAUAGUGUUUAUACUUGAGUAACGGAAUGGUACCCAAAUGGUAUUUGGAGUUGAUAGAUUUUAAAUUUUAAUAGCUGCAAAAGUCAUUUAGGUUUUUUUUUUUCAUCACAAUUUAUCACAGUCUACUGCCAGGAUAUACCAUCGGAACCCUGAUUUGUUAGGCUCUAGUCAUGCCCAACAGGUAGUUUAGGACAGCUUAAUCUUCUUAAAGAUAUUCACAGAGGCCAACUAAGCACGAAUAAUGGGACAUUUGAGAUUAUUCUAUGUUCUUCAGAUUGUACAGGCCUGAGUCUAAGAGAGCUCUCCAGAGGUCAUAUGGCUCGUUCAUCUACCUCUGGGGAGGACUGUCACUCAGGCAUAGCCAACAGCACAGAUACCCGUUUCUUCUUGGCAUCUCUAGGGAAGAUGGUUUCCUUGGCAACACAAUCCAGCUCUUUCAGGUUUCCUCAUGAUAAGAACAUACCUUGGCCAAUCUUUCUGGACGAGGUACCUGGCAACAAUUGUGGUAAUUUGAGCGAUUGUAUUGAAAGACUGUAGAAGAUGAGUUCUCUGUUCAUCUAAUGAUUAUUACAUAAGGCAAUUCUCCAAAUGUCUUAAGAGAACAAAUUUUAAAAGAAAGUGAAGGUACUCGGACACUUAGUAAUGUGGCCUGCUUUUGGAAAUUAAGUAUUAGGCAGCUUUUAUUCUUUUAUAUUUGCUUUUUAAAAAUUACUGUCAUAUCCGUGAGAGUGACUGGUUUAGAUCCCAGUUGAAAACAUCAGAACUAGAGUCAAGUGACUUGACCUUAUGCUGUUCAAUUCUCUGAGAAGUUACAAUUUUAAAACAAGAUGAAAAAGGGCAUAUUUUUCUAUGUGCUUGCUUGUGAACAAGUACCUUCUUGUUAACCUUCCCUUAGCAUAAGUAACAAAUGAGAAUCUGGAUGUUUUCUUCUCCUUCUGGAGAACGUGACUGUGUGAAGAAUUUGAUCAGGCGCCAUUUGAUCCUGGCCUGUGUCUAUGAGGAUCUUAUGUAAACAAUGACUGUUUGUAUUCUCACAAAUCACAAAAGUGAUUUUAAAACUUGUCAUCUUGAAAAGUCCUGUAAACUGAAGGAGUUCUGGGAAAGGGUGAUGUUUGUUUUAGUUUAGUGUUUCCUUUUUUUCUUUUCUUUACCCCGAUGACAUCACUUGCCCCAGACACUCCCUGCAGCUUUCAGCCCCAUUUUCUUUUUGCCUGCAACUCAGAGAGAGCACCAACAGGAAGUUGUGGACCACCCUGGCCGUCAGGGUUUCCUUUCUGCAUCUCAAUAUGGCUGCUUUUCCCCACCUGGGCAUAUAUAUGAAAUGAUAGCCAGUGUACUUGGUCCCCAUGAGUAACUCCCCAUGGGGAAGUGACCCAGUGACACUCUCAGUUAAAAAAAAAAAAACAGAAAAAAGAAAAAAAAAGUUUCUGUAGAAUGCUAGUGUAAUGAAUGGUGAAUAAAAUCUGGCCUAUGUUUUAAUUGACUCUAGGCACCUCAACAGAAAUAAGUCUGAGACAUAGUUUGUGAAACAAGUUUCAAAAGUGUUGAUGUAUAAUAAAUGCUAGACAAUUACAGUACAGAAAUAGUAAAAGGAAAAACCCAAACCUGUAGAUUACAUCUCUGUUCCUAAGAACUCAGCCUUUGUUGUGUCUUAGUAAUGUCUCUCUUUCUCUUUAGUUUACAGCAUUUUGGUGUAAUUGCCUCUUAAGAUAGAACUAUGUACUGAUUAAUGCCUGUUAAUGAAGAAAAGGCACUUUGCAAUUUUAAUGUGUUUCCCUCAGAGUCACAGGGUAUAUGAAUUUGAUAGGGAAGGUCAUUUGGCAUUGGUCAUCAAAACAUUUUCCACAUCUAAAAUCCACAUAUACAAUUGUUGUCACCCUCCGCAGUGUCUUUGUCUUGAUCAUAGUCUUAGGCAUCAACCAUGUCUCCACUUGCAAGCUGCCAUAGGAACUUGGUACAUUUGAAAACCCUGGUAAGAUGUAAUGAACUGUACAUGUGGCUAGAUCACGUGAUCCCGAGGACUCCUGUACCUUCUGUCUGUGUUGAACCAUCCAUGCAUUAGGAAUGGUCCUUUAAGAAAGAUGGUCUAUUGAGGGUACUUGUUUUGGGUGUUUGUUUUUGGGCCUGUUGGAAGCUGGCAGGGGGAAAAUGCAUCACUAAAAACUCAGAAAAGUCACAGCACUAUAACGUACAUUUUAACAUUGAUCGACUGAAUUUUAUCUUUCAACAGAUUUGUAUCAUUCCUUUUACCCAAUAGAUUUUCAAUAGAUAUCUUCAUCACUGUUAUGUGCAUUCUGAUGUCUUGUAAGGUUGAAAGGGAAGAAAAUCAAACUACAAUCCAUACAGUCAUUUUACAGUAUGAUGUCAUGUUGUUUGUCACAGUUUGUAGACUGAUUUUUCUUGUGUACAAGUUAUGACAUCAAAGAUGCCAAAGGGGAUAUGAAAUAAGCUACAAUGAUAUCCAACAGAAUUUAACCUGGACUUUGUGUUGUAAUAAUUUAUUCAUAUUAGCUCUAGUCUUCUGUAUUUAUAUUUUCAGUAUUUAUUAUGAAUGACAUGGAAAUUCCUGUAUUUAUUGUGGCUUUUGUUGCAGUGUGUGUAUGUAUGUAUAUAUAUAUACAUAUAUAUAUUACAAAUAAGCAUUUUUAAGUCUAAUCUUUUAAGUUUCUUUUAUUAGUGGCACUUGUAUUGUGCUGUAUUUUUUAUUAUAUAUUGUACAAUAGCUUGUCCAUUUGUUUGCAACAGAGUAAAACUGGUUUCUAAAUUGUAGAUCCUGUUGGAUUUUUAUUGUUAUCUGUGUAAAACUGAUGUUCUUGUGUCCUAACUGUUAGUGUUUUCUGCCUUCCUUCACACUCGUAUGCCUUCUAGAACACCUGUACCAGGAACUGGGCAGAUAGCUUCCACGGUAAAGUUUGAUCUUCAGAUCCCACAUAAAAGAACUAGGAGUGGUCAGCACACUGGUAAUUUCAGCCCUGCAAAGGUUGAGACAGGUGGGUCUCUGGGGUCACUAUUAGUCUGCCUAGCAUACUUGGUUUUAGGCCAGUGAGAGAUCUUUCCAUUAAAAAAUGAAUAAACAUAAAUAAGUGAAUAGUUCCCAACACAUACAAGCAAGUGUGCACACACACACACAUACACACACACACACACACACACACACACACACACACACACACACAAAAACCACCUCCUUCCAGUGUCACAGAUAACAUUCUUAAAAAACCGUUUCUACAAAAUGGCUCAUUACAUUACUGUUUCGAAGAUGUGUUAACUUUAUGAUGAUUGAUCCCAGAGUGUAAAUGCUUGCCACACUUUUCCUUCUCAGCUUCUCAACACAAUAAUCAAGUAAUGACGUGUAAACAAACAUGGAGACCAAAGGGAACUCAAUGUAAAUGAAAUUUCAGAGGAUGAUUUACAAAAACACACUGUCUUGUGACUCUGUCUUUUAAUUCAAUUGUAUAUGGUUUUUUGUUUUGGUUUUUUGUUGUUGUUGUUGUUGUUUUCUUUUGUUUUGUUUUUGCUUUGCUUAAAGCCAAAAUGGUGUGAUCUUAUGUUGAAAACAUGCACACACAAAGGUUCUCAAAUAUGCCUAUCUGCUUAGAGAUGUUAACUAAAAUAAUCAAAGCAAUUUUAUCAGGAUGAGGACAAAGAAAGAACUCAUUCUUAAAAUCUCAUCAAAUGUAGGGCAUGGCCUUCAAUCUGGUUUCUUAUAUCAGGAUAUUAUAUCUAUAGUCUUGAGAGAUAAAUGAUAUGAAGUUGUUUGAUAAUACUCUAACUUGGGUUUGAUCAUGUUAUUUAAAUAUCUCUCAUCCUUAUCGACAAUAAAAUGAAGUCUAUCUUCUUUGGAAUGCCUUA
This is a messenger RNA of Mesocricetus auratus (golden hamster), 12303 nucleotides long. RefSeq names its product cysteine and serine rich nuclear protein 3 (gene Csrnp3). The transcript is spliced from 9 exons. NCBI's taxonomy places the organism in Eukaryota, Metazoa, Chordata, Mammalia, Rodentia, Cricetidae. Gene Ontology annotation, biological process: regulation of transcription by RNA polymerase II. Gene Ontology annotation, molecular function: DNA-binding transcription factor activity, RNA polymerase II-specific; sequence-specific DNA binding. Gene Ontology annotation, cellular component: nucleus. The record is from RefSeq and is a predicted model, not a curated record. The coding region runs from base 560 to 2317 and encodes 585 amino acids.